This is a messenger RNA of Syzygium oleosum, 976 nucleotides long. RefSeq lists its product as uncharacterized. The record is from RefSeq and is a predicted model, not a curated record. Bases 354 to 899 code for a protein of 181 amino acids. NCBI's taxonomy places the organism in Eukaryota, Viridiplantae, Streptophyta, Magnoliopsida, Myrtales, Myrtaceae. The transcript is spliced from 3 exons.
GAUGCUCAUAGAUCAACCCCUUGUUCUAUUUCUUCUUCUUCUUCUUCUUCUACAUUCAUCUUUUAGCAUUGAUGUCAAAAAUAGUUAGUGCACCACCUCUUGCGGCAAGGUCCCCAACAUAAACAAACCAUUUCGGUUGAAGGGCGACCCAAAGGGCUGCAGUGACCCAAACUAUAAACUAGCUUGCAUAAAUAAUCUUACCGUUCUAGAUUUGUACUCGGGCUAGUACUAUGUACAGUACAUGGCUCAUCGAUGUUGGGCUACGAAAGGGUAAUUGCUCGUCUCUUCCUCUUCGCUCUUUGUCAUGCGGCAAUUUCAACUACAAUCCGGUUUGAUAUGUAUGCGGGAAAUACAUGUACACUGGUCCAAAGUUAUCCAAGAUUGUGGCAAUUGUGGACUGUACAAAGUCCGUCGAUUCUCGAUAUUACAUUAACGCUUCCUCAUGCCUUGAUGGGGUCGAAUUUUCAGAAUUCUCUAGGACAAGAAGGCGAGUAUAUGCCGUGGUCGAUCCGAAGGUCUCGUGGGUGGAAACUUCUUGCACCAUUGAGCAUAUGGCAAUGAUACCAUGGUGGGUUGAUGGCAAUUAUCUUCGUUCCUAUGCGCAAAUUCAUGAACAGAUGGUUUAUGGGUUUGAGCUUUCAUGGCGUCAAAAAGCCUGUAAGAUGGAAGUUCAAAGAUUGUUAUACGUGCAACAUCAGCGACAAGCACCAAAUUUAUUGCCAGGCCAAGAAAGGAAAAAUCGACCGUUACCUCUUGUUUAUCGUCUGGGUAAUUCAAAUGCUCUCGGAAAAUGGAAUCGUGCCAUUCGUGGUUGUGAAAUUCAUCUUGGGAGCCCCAUUGGUGAUGAUGUUGCUCCUACAGAUAUGGAGAAGACACUUAGCAAUGGAUCAAAACGUUGAAGAAUUUUUGCAAUCUAACAAUUACUUCUUACCUAUAAGAUACUCUUACUCGGACGGGCGGUCUUAAGGACAAACUA